AACAUCAACAUGGGUGGUGGUUUUGUUGUAAGACGAGUGUUGCUGAUGAUGAUCUCAGUAGUUGUUGUGGAGAAGCAAGCUGUAGAAGCGAAGCCUAUGAAUAGAAAGAGUAGUACUAGUAGUGGGUCCUGCGAUUUGUUCCGAGGAAGAUGGGUUUACGAUCCUUCUUAUCCCCUCUACAAUUCUACAGACUGUCCAUUCAUUCUCAAGGAGUUUGAUUGCCAAAAGAAUGGUCGACCAGAUAAGGAGUACGUCAAAUACACAUGGAAGCCCUCUGCAUGCAACUUACCAAGGUUCGAUGGGGCAAAAUUUGUGAGAAAAUAUAGGGGAAAGCGCAUCAUGUUUGUAGGGGACUCACUGAGCAUGAACCAAUGGCAGUCACUGACGUGCAUGCUUCAUAAGCAACUACCCAACGCUAAUUACACAUUACUCAGGACUGGAGGCGUCUCCACCUUUACAUUUCCCGCAUAUGAUGUUUCGUUGAUGUUGUCCCGCAAUGCCUUCCUAGUUGACAUUGUAAGGGAAAAAAGUGGGCGGGUUCUAUCUCUAAACUCAAUAUCAAGUGGGAAUUUAUGGAAGGGAUUUGACGUAUUGAUCUUCGACACGUGGCAUUGGUGGCUUCACACUGGGAGAAAACAACCAUGGGAUUAUGUUCGAUAUGGAAGGAAUACAUACAAAGACAUGAAUCGGAUGGAAGCGUAUGCGAAAGCAUUGAAUACAUGGGCUCAAUGGGUAGAAGCCAAUGUGGAUCCAACCAAAACUAGGGUGUUCUUUCAGGGUGUUUCUCCAGAUCAUAUGAAUGAAAGUGAAUGGGGGGGAGAGGCAAAUAUUGGGGGUGCAGCAGCAGAGAAGUACUGCAGCCAAGAGAGGGUACCGGCGGUUGAAGAAAAGUAUAACGGAGUUGCGCAUCCGGCACAAAUGGUCCUGAAAAAGGUGCUGGCGGGAAGAAAGUCAUUAAAGGGAGUGGUGGAUUUGCUGGAGAUAACAAGGCUUUCACAGUUGAGAAAAGACGGCCACCCCGGAGUCUACGGGUAUGGAGGGCACAGGGGCAUGGAUUGCACCCAUUGGUGUCUUCCGGGAGUUCCUGAUACUUGGAAUCAACUCCUCUACGCAGCUCUCUUUCAUAUGCCGCCCGCCCAUGUUAGAGUCAAUGGGCGUUAAUAAUGGACCCUGAAAGCAAAUGUGAGUCACUUAAAGAAUAAUAAUGUUUGUAUUGAUAGGCCUACUUAAUUUAUUAUACAAUAUAUAUGUUUUAAAAAUUUG
Corylus avellana is the source of this 1263-nucleotide messenger RNA. Its product is annotated as protein trichome birefringence-like 43. Gene Ontology annotation, molecular function: O-acetyltransferase activity. The record is from RefSeq and is a predicted model, not a curated record. Lineage: Eukaryota; Viridiplantae; Streptophyta; Magnoliopsida; Fagales; Betulaceae. Gene Ontology annotation, cellular component: Golgi apparatus.